Osmia bicornis bicornis is the source of this 12555-nucleotide messenger RNA. RefSeq names its product titin homolog. Bases 48 to 8030 code for a protein of 2660 amino acids. The transcript is spliced from 2 exons. The record is from RefSeq and is a predicted model, not a curated record. NCBI's taxonomy places the organism in Eukaryota, Metazoa, Arthropoda, Insecta, Hymenoptera, Megachilidae.
UCAGCCCCUCUAACAGCAGUCCUCCCGAAUUCCCCCCGCCGCGACCCAUGCCCAGACAUCCCUGGCAGCGAUCGGCCAGUUGCCGCGAACUGUACGCUUCUAGCUUCGAGGAUUCAGGGAAAGCUCGAUCAAAGGACGAGAAAGCGUCCGGCGAACAGAAUUCCUUCGAACCGUUCCGUUUGCCUUCUCAAGGCGAGCUAGACAAUCCGGUGACGCGUUACGGCGAGGAGAGUAAUCGUUCGUACAGCGCGGCUAGCUCGAAAUUACCCUCGCUCGAUCACGACUCGGUGCCCGAUCGAGUGUACAGUAGCUCGUACCCGGGUACGUCAUCGCUCUCCACCGAGUCAGGCCACGAGGAGUCUGGCCCGGCGGCGGAUCUUUCGCACGACGAUCUCUCCCACGAUUCGUACGAGCUUCUCGAACGCGAGCACGAAUUUGAAUAUCCUGAAUCGUACUCGAGCCCACGGGACGACGACGAGGAGGAGGAAGAGAACGGUGGCGCGAUAUCGGACCGUAGCGACCAAGGAAUCGAGCACGAGAUGUUCCAAAUGGACUCCGAGACCGAUUCCUUCGUCAAGCACAGAUCGAUCAAAUCGUCGGACAAGCAACACUUCAAAUCCGUGCUCGUCGAUCUAAAGAACGCGAGGGCAAAGUCAAUCGAUCGGUACUCGUCGGUCACCGCUGCCAACAAAUCCGUAGACGGUGAUUACGUGACCGUAGAAUCUAGAAUACAACGAUCUAGCACGCAGAUCGAACGAAAAUUCGAGACGCGACACGUUAAUUCGGUAGAUCAAACGCAGCCGCCACAAUCACAGCCCCAACAACAACAACAACAACAACAACAGCAAAGUAAAUAUCUUCCUGUUUCGCAUCAGGAUUCCGCGAAGAAAGAUCCGGUCGUGUUACAGGUACAGAAACAAAAGAUGUCGAUGCUUAACGAGUUGAAAAAUUUCAAGCCUAAAUAUAAGAUCACUCACGUAGAUUCGGAGGUAUUGCGAGACGAGGGUAUCAUGCGUCCGAAAUCUAGGAUAGACGACGAUUUGAGCCCGGUCGACGGUACCGGCAAAUCGAUCGCGGAUCAUCAGAGAGCCAGGACGGUUAGGGCGCGUAGCAUAGCGAGUUUGGAGGAUCACGUGUCGAGGGUGUACGUGGAAACUGGUAGCUUAGGGCGCGGGGGACACAACAAGGCUAGGGAAAGAAAAUCGAAUCGCGAAAGCGACGCGAAGGUCGUCAACGAGAAGACGUCGUCCAAGUCGCAAGAGAGAGCGAAAGGAGGUGGGGAGGGUCACGGGAAAAAGUUGGAGAAAAUGGAUUCGAGGGAUCGUAAAUCGGACGGACACGGUCGUCGUAGCGUGGAUCGAAUAGACAUCCGGGAACUGCGACGAAGCAUCGAAAGGCUGGACGUACGCGAGAGGAGUUACGAACGAUUGGACUCGAAGGAGAAGUCGUUCCGUUACGCGGAUCGUUACGAGUGGCGAGGGAAGAGCGUGGAGCGUUUAGAUUGUCAGACGCUUCGAGGUAGCACGGAAUACUUGAACAGAAGUCCGAAAGAGAAGACCGGUCAUCGGCGUUCCGAGUCGAAGGAACGUCGAGAGAGAAGCGUGGAACGAUUAGACUCGAGAGAGAAGAGGAAGAGUCCAGGAAGCAAGAGCAACACCCCGAUCGACUACAAUCAAAGGCACACCUUGGAGCGUUUCGAUUCCGGCAACAGGAGUCCGUUCGAGCGUAUCUCCGUGAAGAAACACCGAGGGAAGAGCGUGGAGAGGUUGGACUCGCAGGAGAAGCCCACUUUUGACUUCGACCCUGUCACGAUCGAGCGUCUGAAGGGCUUGGAGCGUAGCAACUCGAAGGACAACAGACACGAUCGAAAGUCGGAGUCGAGAAACGAGCGGAGACACACGGAGCGGGCUGAUUCGCGGGAAAGAAAGUACCUGGACCGAUUCGACUCGAGGUCGAGCGGCAGGAGUCUCGAGUGUAUCGAGCAGGAGAUAUCCGAGUGGAGGCGAAGCAGCAUCGAGAGGAUCGAGUACAAGGAUUCGAGGAAGAGUGUCAAGGCUCGAGCGGAACGGGGCAAGUCGGAGGAGAAGCCUCGGGAGAGGGACGACUGGAGGAGUUUAGAGAAAGCGCGAAAGGACGAGGAGAAACGUGAGCGGGAGCGAGAGCGGGAACGGGAACGGCAGGCGAGGCUGUCGAUCGAGUCGAGAACGGACACGGUGAUCGGAGUGCCUAUGGAGAUGGAGAGCUUCAAAUCGAAGACGGUGUUCACCGAGUACGAGCCGAAAAUCGUCGGAGGCGUGGUGCUGGGCUUCGACGACACGAUACCGGGUCACACCCCUGUCGAGCGCACCAAGAGCGACCCGAAUCCCGCGCGACAGCGCCUCGGCUCCAACAGCAAGCGACACAUACUGAUGCAUCAGAAGUCGAUCGACUUAACGCCGGCCGAUUCCGGGGACGAGGAUCCGUUCUCCGACAGCGCGGCUAUGCAAAAGACCAACAUAGAGAUACCUUACACGCUGCACAAGCGACACGUGAUGAACGGCACCGCGUCCGACGACAAGUCCGAAUCGGACAGCGGGAAAACCUCGAAGAAAGUUACCGGUUCCGUUCGCGAUUUACCUAAACUACCCCUCAAGAUGAUCACCGACAUUUCCUGUUUCGAUUUGUCCAAGUUGUCCUCGAUAGACAAGACCGGCAGCAAAGUGUCACCGGAUAAAGCGAAAAGCGCGACGAUCACGCCGACGAGACCGAAAUCAAUCCUGAGUCCAUCGGAUAAGCCGAAGAGUAUUUUGAGCCCUACGUCGAAAUUGUCACCGACCGACGCGAAGAACGUGAUCUGCAGUUUCUCGCCCAGUAACAGAAGCCCUUCGAUCGAGCCGAACGUGACGAUCGUUUCGCCGUUGGAGAAACGGUCGCCGAAGGUCUCCCCCACGGACCCGAACGUCACGAUCGUGUCGGUGUUGCAGAAGAAACGUUCUCCGGAUGCGUCGAAGAGCAGCGUGAUAGGAACGCAGAGAUCGUUCGACUCGAGGACGAAAGCGUUCAACUUCGCCGACGUGGUCGGAAUGGAGAUGAAGCUGAAGCUGGAGCGUAAAGCGAAGUCCGAGGUCGAGAAAGACAGUUUGAAAACGCCGGACGAUAGUCUGGAGAAGCAGGACAGCAUCGAGAAGAUACCAUUGCCGGAGAUCCCUAUGCCGAAACCAAAGGUUCCCGAGAAACCAAAGAUUCUCGAGAAACCAAAGAUUCCCGAGAACCCAAAGACUCUGGAAAAGCCGAGCAUUCCGGAGAAGACGAAGCGGAUCUUGGAGAAGAUGGAAUCAAAAUUCUCGGCGAUGAAGAUGGCCGGGCCGAAGAUCAUCGACACGGGCUUCGACGAUUUCGUCGACCCGGUCGCUGAUCUGCCGUUGGACGAGGUGCCCGUGAAGCCUGUGUUGGAACUGGACAGCUUGAAGGUUCCCGAGUUCGUUCCUUUCAUGUCGAGGCCGCACGGCGAGCCGUUGCGCUCCAAGUCAUUGUCGUUGGCCGAGGAGAAGGCACCGAUCGACACGUUGCUCUCGCCGGAGGUGGAGAACAAGCACUUCGUCCCGGACGUGUCGCCGAAGAGGGCGAAAAAGGCGAAGCCGGAGCCGAAGAAGGAUUUCAAGAAGCAGUCGAAAUCUUUGGAAGGGGAUAAGCCUCCCCUGAAGAAGGCCGGCUCGAAGGAGGCGCGUACACCGACGGCCAGUUCGAAGAUCGACAAAUCGAAAUUGAAACUGGGAGAGAUGCCACAGGAGAUCAUUAUAAUCGACUCGACGGACGUUGCGCCGGAAGUGAGCAUAGUUCAGAAGGGUAGGUCGAAGUCUGUCGGUAGACUGUCGGAGAAGGCGUACUCGACGCCGUCCAAGGAAGAGAAAGAGGAGAGCAAGAGCGGUCGGACGAAGUCUGCUUCGGUCGACGACGAUACGAUCAAGACAGCCGCGGUUGUCACGAAGACCGAGAAGUCUAGACCGAAAUCGUUGGGCAUUUCUAAGAGUCUGGGCAGUACCGAGAAGAAGGAUUCCGUGGAGAAGAUCUCGCCGAAGAGAACUAUCGUCUCGAAAGCUUCCUCUUCUAGAAGCGAGGCAAGAUCUCCGACUUCGUGCAAAGAGCCGCCUAGACAGCGAGAUCCUAGGAUAACGCGCUCGAAAACCGAGGUAAAAACAGACGCGGACGCGGAGGAGAUUUUCGAGGUGCGAGAACGCGAAGAGGCGAACGAAGAAGCGACGGCGAAAGACGCGAAGAAGAGUUCGAUCGCGCAGGAACUAUCGGAAACACCGGUGGUUCUGCGAAAAGCAGGUCAGACGCCUGUGCUGUUCGCUCGCGCUCGUCUGGGUCUUUCGGAAGGGAGUGGAAUCGGAGCGUUGCAGAGACAGGGCGCGACCCAGUCGCCGACCGCUCAGAGGAGAGCGAAAUCCUUGGACGCACCGGUGAUCGCGGUGCACAGACUUCCGCCGACGAACGCGUUCUCCAGCAAAGACGACACCGUCGACGUUUCGGAGAAUCCCGAGGAGCAGGAAGAAGGUAGGGAGCAACAGGAGAGUGCAGUUGUAUCGGCGAGGGUGCACUCCAUUCAGGCGGAGGUGUCGCCGAAUCACAGAUCGGACAGCACCGAUCACACCACCGUACCGGAGAUCUUCACCGACUCUCUGUCGGUGACGGAAACCUCGGCACAGUAUUUGGAGUCGCCUCUCACCGAGUGCAACGAGAUCACCGCGAGCGCGGACCUUAUUCCCUACGAAAAGGACAUCGUGCAGCCGGAAUCGGACGAGAAGGAGCAUAAGACGAUGCUGGAGACGGUGAGGGUGGACGAGAGAACGAAAUUCAUCGAUCAGAGUUCCGUGGAGUCCGGUGCCGAUCAAGAGGUACCGCUCGAUAAAACGGUCAGAGCGGAGAAGAUCGAUCUGCUUAGUAUUUCGAAGACCAUAGAAGGUUCCCUGCCGCGUACCAACGUCGAAACAUUUUCGGUCGCGAAGGAGGCAUCGCCGGAACGCGUCGUGAGCGCGACGGAUACGACUGGAAGAAUGUCCAUGGAGAGGGACGAUCUACCGGAUGUGACGGUAACCAGCGUGAACGUAGCUCGGGAAGAGGAUCAACCGCCUAGGCCGAUCGAUUUCGACGAGGGUCAAGAAAUGGUGAAAUCACCGAUCCAAAUUUCCAUCGAGGAAUGUUCCGACAUCGAGGACGACGGCGACGAGGAAGAAGAAGAGGAGGAGGAGGAGGAGGAGGAGGGCGAGGUGGUUCACAGUGACGAUCAGGAAGACGAUCAAGGGACACAGGAGCAAGAUGGCGACGACAAUCGUCCUCUGGACUCCGCAGACACUAGCGAGGAUACCUUAGACGCUCUCGACACCCAAGUCCAUAUGAGAGGCAUCGAUAGCGAGCUCAGUUCGCCGGAUUAUGGCGUCGACAAAAUGGACGAGAAAACUUUGGUAGAGGUCGAAUUGACGCCCGAGUAUUUGGAGAUGAGGAGAGAGGACGAGGACGGUGCCGAAGAGUUACCAGAGGACGAGGAGCCCGAAAGAGAAACGAGGACGAAGGAGUCGGCGGAGGGGACUGGAAAUCGUUUGUCCAUCGAGAAGAAGCUCAGGUUAAGCAGCGAACGUUCGAGAAGCGAAGAGACCAGUACUUGGACGCCGGAUCGCGAAGAUCCAGAGUCGAGUUCCUGUUCGAUUGCUCGACCGCUUGGUAUAGGGCAGAUUCAGCCGAUAGUGGAUCGUCGAGAAAUCGCUAGGGCGAAGAGUGGUCGAAGUUCGUUGGAAGAGGAGGGCGGUGCUCAAGUUGCAAGCAAACCAGAGUCGAGUUCGACCUGGAAACCGUUUCCCUUGGAGAGUUCCGGUAGUUCGAGCACGGAGGACGGUUGGCCAGCGCAGGACGAGAACAACGCCGCUCAGUCGCAGUCGGAGGACAGCAACGGACAGAACGAGGAUAGCUUUCAAGAGGAUCUCGCCGAUUUCCCUGGCAGUUUUAUCUACCCAACGGGCCCGGAUAUUUUAACCAGUUGCGGCACGUUCGCGUUGACGCGAACCCUCUCGAGGAUAUCCGAGAGGUCCACCACUUCGGAGCAAGACAAGAGCGACCUCGAGGACUCGUUCAAGCCCAGCUCGAGGUCUCCGAGCUUGGACGACGAGUCGUUGAUGUCCAGCGACCAUCAACCCUCUCUAUCUUCCGAUCCGCCGUCCGGUACCGCUAUCCCUUCCGUUUCGGACGAUCGGCGCACCUCCUCCGAACUCCCAGACAUUCCGAUAGACGUGGUAGGCAUGGGACAGGAAGAAGACUUGAGAUCUCCGAAAUCACCUGGCAGAUCGAAGCUGCAGACUCAGAGCUCAGAAGAUUGGCCGUCGCCACCUAGUUCGCCGGUCUUCGACCCACCCGUGGUUAGCCACGUGGAGACCUUCUACAUGGAGAUCAAGCCCGAGGAAGCGGUGAAAGUGACGGUGACCGAUAGCACGGAGACACCUGGCCGAUUCGAUCACGACAGCGACUCCAGCGACGAGAACAGAACGCUUCACGACGAUUUGCACUCCACCUUCCUGGAGGACGGGCAAAGUUCUACCUCCGCGACUACCGUCGACGGUACCGUGAAAAUAGCGGUGAAACCAAAGUCGAACUCUUACAUCACCGGUUCGUCGCACAGCGAGGACACAUCUAUGGGCUUGUCCAUGUCCGAAUGGUCCAGCUCGAACAACACGGUGCGCCAGUUUUGCCAGUACUCCGGCACCAAGUCCGACGACAAUUCUCUGGCGGAGCUGGGUGCCUCGAUAUCGGACUGGUCGGGCAGCACCACCGUCGUGCCUCAACAGUAUUACUCUUCGGUGGCCGGGGACAAGAGUCAAAGCGACACGACCACUACCUCGGACAAGAGCGUCACCAGCACCAGGUCGAAUUCAAAACGCAGAACAACCGACGUCUCUCCUCCGACUUCUUCGUCGCCCCCCUUACCACCUCCACCGCCUCCCACGCUUCCCGACCAGCAGGAAGCAUUAGACGACGAUCCGUCGUCGAGGGAGGAUCAGUCGUCCCGGGACGAACAAUUGGACGAAGCAAGGAGGUUCAUCGAGAGCCAGUUCGACGAACAGCGUCGCGUGGUGACGCGACGCAGCGAGCCGGAUCAGGAAGUUAUCGCGAAAUCUUACACCGACGUGUCGCCUCCACGGAUCACUCUGCGGAACGAAUUCGACGAAGCGAUCGACGACGAUUUUCGGGCGAUGUCCGACGACGGCGACGCGCCCCUACCGAUCCUGCAGGAAGAGGAGGAGCUCGACGAGCAAGAGGAACGCGCGCGAGAGGAAGAGGAUCGUUUGUACGACAACGUGCCGGCGAUGAAGUACUCGAGCAGCGAUCAGAUUCGCAUGGAGGUGGCGCGAGGAGACAGCUCCGAGGACAUGCACGAAAAGUAUGCCGACCUUGCGUUGACCUCUCGAACGACAGGCGACGACGAUUGGUCGUUCGAGGAGGAACGGGAAACGAUGUUAGAGAAGGAGAAACCUCGCUCGAGCUCGAAGUUCGAGCGAGGUUUCUCCGAGCCGAUGGAAACGAUCAGGUACCACGAGACCAGGUCCACCGAGCGACCCGUGAUCGUUCCCAUCCGUGCGAAAUCCACCCCGUACUAUUCGACCACAAGUCUCAGCGGCGAGUCCACCACCUCCAGCCCCCCGAUGCAAAUCAGAACGCAGAUACGAACGAAAACGAUGUCGUACUCGUCGAGCAGAAGCCCCCAGAGCGAGGGGGACACCUCGUCGAGCAUGGACAGUCCCGUUCACACGCCGGUUCGCGGUCAAAUCGCGGUUCGACGACGAAGGCGGGAGAACCUGAAGAGACGCCAUCGAGUGAUGGUCGAUCUCGAGGUGAAGGACGGUCAGAUCAUAUCUAGCACCGAUUCGAGCUUCGACGUGGCCACCAUACCACCGCCUUUGCUCGUCGAGCGUCCGAGUCCCGACGUCGACGACGACGAGGACGACGAGGAGGAGUACUCGGAAACGAAAGAGGAGCAGAAUCGACGCCAACAGCAGCGUUGACGCGACUUUCGCGUCGACCAGCGAAACGCGUGACAUCCACGCGUCGUUCGACGGAAAAGAGGAGAUAUCAAAAAACCUAUCGAAUCUGUCGCGCCAGCCGAUAUAUAAUUAGUACCUUUGUUACUCGUUUUAGAAUAUUCGAUCGAAUUUCAUAUACGAUUGCUGGGAUCCGGCAACACGCGUCAAUAGGAAAGAAGGAAGCGACGGCUACACUCGUUAACGAUAAAUAGAGUAGGGAAUAUAAGAAGAUAGCCGUAACGAUGAAAAAAAAAAGAUCUCGAGAUCGAUUUACCUCUGGGGAGAGGGAAAGGGAGAAGGCGGUGAAAAGGGAUGCUGCUUGAAUUUCAUGAGAAGGACAAUCAUUGUUGGAAGUAAGCGAUAGCAUCGUGGGGUCGAAAGAAAGAAAAUGCGAACAGGGUGGAAAAGAGGAAUUGUCUGUUUUCUGAUUCGAGAAUCGAACGGUUGAUAGGUUGAUAGGCGGUCGGGUAUGAUUUCGUCAUAGUUUAGUUCGUGGUCUCGUGUUUUAGGACGGAGGACAAGUUGCUCAACGUAGGUACUUAAUUAAAGACGAUUGCCGCGCGAUUUUGUUGAAUAUACGCGCGGGUAUAUCGUUGUGGAAUUGCGAAUCAUGGUGCGAGUGGCGGUCGAAACGGAACGCGCGGAAUAUAUCACGGUAGGUUUAAUGAAACGUUCGUUUAUCGAAAGAUCGAAUCGCGAUCGAUCCGCAGCGUUCGUCUUCUUCGCUUUUUCUCCCGACGAGUAGGGGCUCUCUACGCGGUCCGUCGUCCGAACGAGGAAAAUAUUCGUUAUCUUCAUCUUUGUCUCCUCGGUUCUCACUCUUCUUCUUCUCGUUCACGAAUAUUUCGUGAAUUAUUCAACGAAUAGCGGUUUUUAAUCGACGAUGAUCGCGAAUAAAUCCGCGUCCCUGGAGAACGUAUCGAAGCGAGGAGAUGUCUUCCUGGACGAUCGAGGUCAGACCUUUCUCAAGGUUUCCAUCAUCGUAACGGGGCAGGGUUGUUGUUACGAUAGUCAAGUCAAUUAUAAAGUUUCGUCGAUCGAUGAAAGUAAUCCCAGACGCUGCUUGCUUUAAAAAUACCGAUUACCUUGAAACAAAGGAAGGAGCCCGGCCUCGACGUUACUAAUUCCCGUUGGCAUCUACUUUUUCUCCGCAUCUUUCAAAGCGAAUUUAUUCGCGGUGAUCGAAGGACAAACACGCGACUCGACGAGAAACAAUGAAAUUGCGAUUGGUUUCGAGUCUCCGUGCUUUCCGCGCGCAUCGCGUUAGCUGUCACUUCAUUUUCGUGCCUUCUAUCCACCAGUUCCGACAAGGGUUACCCGAUAAAAUCGAUCCCGGCUAAAUUUGUCGAUCGAUCGUUGUUAAUAUAACAACGAGUUUACGAGAGAGAAAAAAAAAACGGAGGGUUGGGUUAAAGCGACGUUAAAGCGCGCGUUCGUUAGUCGAAGCGUAAGGGGGUUCGAUUAAAAAUAAUUUCCCUCGUUGCUCGCGUUUGAAACCUCGUCGAGAACCUUGAUUACGCCAGCUCGUUUUCUCCUCCAUGGAAACGAAUUUCUUCGUUUUCGUCGAAUUUUCAUUUACGACGGCACCGUCGAGAGACGCGCCAUCGAAAGCAAUAAUAAUUAAAACGUAUAUAUCCGUAAGACGCUGAUAGGCUGCGAGUGAACGGUCGACGGAGGCAAGGCUAGUGUACUUCGAAACGCUACGAAACUUAGAAAAAGCUACAAAAUUACGCGAUGCAGGGGGUAGAAUCGCGAAGGAAAGACGAAUCGUUGGGAUUUUUCGAAAACGAGACGAUUUCACCGUCCGACCGUCACGCUUCCUCUCGCUCGUCCCUCCGAUUUUACGCUUAACGUAUCACUCUGGUUUACAAACUAGCGACACACACAGACACACACGAUGGUGUAUAUAUAGUUGAGAAAGAUUUUUCCCUUACAACGACGCGACGUUUGAAUAUUUGACGAAGAAAGCGUGCCGGUCAGAGGGUGGAGACUGAGUUCAACCCUUUCCCUGCGGCGUAUACUCGGAGAUUGAUCGAUGAAUAAUUUCCUCGUUACUCGAUUCAAAAUUCUCAGGAGAAAUUCGCGUUUCGUCGACUCUCACGGGGGUCACCGAUUCAAUUUAACCCUUUCAUGCAGGAUUUUUUCUAAAUUUCACUCGUGUAAAGGGUUUUCAGGGUCGCUAAUUACGAAUCUGAAAUUAGAUUUUCAAAAUUUAAAUACAAGGGAAAUGGUUGAGUUAAGGGAUUCUUGUCUCGAAUCGUAGAUGAAAAGCGCAAGCGGAGAGACAGGAAGCGCGUGUACAUACAUAAUCGAGACGGAAGUUGGGGCGCGCGGCUGGAUUUCCUGCAAAGAGGAGGAACGAAGCGCGUCGUGUUCGAUGCUGUCCGCCGUUGCAAUCACGGACGGACGAUCGUUGAUAAUCACGUUAUCGUUGAAAAAAAAAAUUAAUCGUUAAUCACCACCGUGACCCAUUAAUCACCCCCCCCCCCCCCCCCUCCCUUAGUCAUUGUUACGCUAUUAACGCUACACUUAAUCGAUUACAAGGUUACCGUUACUACAUCCGUAGAGGAGCGCAGUUAAGGUUAUACGAAAUGAAAAAGAAAUGAAACUAAACUACGUAUCGAAAGUUAUAGUAGUAGGUAACGAAGAAGAGAGAAUAAAUAUAAUAUAUGAAAUUAGAAGGGCGACUGGCGAGUACCGAUCGCACGAUGCCGAGGGUUCAAGUCGGUUUUUUCACCGGCGAGUAAACGACAUUCAUUUCAUUCCGAUAGAUCGACGACGAACUCUCAAACGAUUAGAUCGUUCGAAUUUCGUUUGCAUCGGAUUCGAUCCGCGAAACCGUAGUUAGUUUCUCUGGAUCUCUUCGGUUUUGCAUGCGCAUCACUGAUCGGCAGGGAUCACGAUACGAUUGAACGAGCAUAAAACGAUCAAAUUUAUCACUACGUCAUUAAUACUUUCCCCCGGGGAAAGAUCCAGAGGUACGGUUCUGCCGAUCGUCUCCGAUCGAAAGGCCUUUCUAAAAGAAAAUACGAAGCGAAAUAGGAAAAAGAAAAAAGAGUAUCGUCGUAUCCUCGAUCUAUCCGUAACGAGUUCCUGUAUCGGUUUAAUUCUUGACUUAUCCUCGUCUUGCAUUUGUGCAUUGUCAGUCCUGUCCUGCCAUCGAUAUUACUACACACGCACGCGUCUCCUCGAGCACUGUUCUUUUUGUAUCCCUUACGUUCUUGGUUUCUCUGUUUCUUCGUGUGUCAUCGUAUCAACUGUCCCCCCAAUCACCUUCGCUCAUACAUUUCUCUUCUCUUCUAUUUGUUUUCUCGCUCUCCUAUUUAUUUCUUCUUCUUAUUAUUGUUCGUUAUCUAUUUCGUACGCGUGCGUGUUGCUUGAUUAUGCAACGCGUAUGUGCAGCCUCGUGAUAUCGUUGCGCUCGAAGUUUUCGGAUCCGUCUAAAUGGAACAGAGCCCAAAAAAAUGGCCCGUUUAUCAAACCGAGCCAGUUAAAAUUUCAGCCGUUCGAUCCGCGUUCGAUCAGCUUCUACUCGUCGAGGGGGUGUAACGCGGAUCGGACGCUUCCAUCGUUUCUCGUCCAUAUGCAACCUGCAAAUAUAUCCUCACCGUUCAACGAGACAGAGACUGUUUUAAUUUAACAAGCGAAAACCUCGAGCUCGACGCGAGGCUGAUAGAGUUGAUCGGUUUUGUAUCGAAGUUAGCAAAACGACUGAGAACAUUUGAUUCGUUACGAUAUGAACGAUACGUGUAUUAUAUGCCAGUUGUAUACGCUAAGGGUGUAUAUGUAUUUGCAUAUAAUAUAUGUAUACAUACAUACUUAUAUAUAUAUAUAUAUAUAUAUAUUUAUAUUUAAUUAUAGACAUAAGAGAUAUAGUAUGCAAGGGUCGUGAUACCUGCAAUAGGGAUCAAGGUAUUAGACGUAAAACAUGUGCGGAUAACUUGUACGGUUAUGCGAGUUCCCGGUUGCAGCACGAACACGUUACCGUUUCUUUUACCAUUUUUCGGAUGAAGUUCCUUUUAGCACCCCCCUUCAAUUGACUUCAAAAUCCUCAGGCAAACUUCUCGUGCACCAUCUUACUCUUCUAGACAACAACGAGAUUUUUAAUUUGAGAGUGCAUUUUUUCGGUCGCCAUCUCAUUUGCUUUCUCAGUUGCAACUCUACGAACCAAUAUCAAAAAUAUCGAGUAAAUCCUGUUAGGUGUUAGGUUUUAUUUACUCAUUUUGCUGUAGAAUCCUCCCCCAAAAAAAAAAUUUCCGCUCCUCCACAUUAUUGCUUUUUUGAAAAGUUUGCCUGGUAAUUUUCGAGUCAAUUGGAGGGGGGUGCUAAAAGGUACCCUUACCCAAUUUUCUCGCGUUUCACGCGCGUACGGCACGACGCUCGAAUGAUACAAUCCGGGGUGGAGGGUUUUUCCUUUUCGACUUCCCGUACCGAGACCGGAAGCCGGUUUGUAACGACGCGACGACGGCUGGAAACGGUUCUUACGUUAUACUCUACGUGUGCUUUU